Nicotiana attenuata is the source of this 1257-nucleotide messenger RNA. RefSeq names its product putative dihydroflavonol 4-reductase. Bases 35 to 1021 code for a protein of 328 amino acids. The transcript is spliced from 5 exons. The record is from RefSeq and is a predicted model, not a curated record. Lineage: Eukaryota; Viridiplantae; Streptophyta; Magnoliopsida; Solanales; Solanaceae.
AUGGUUGGCUAAGAGCGUGACAAGUACACAGAAAAUGAACAAGACGGUGAUAUUGGUAACCGGAGCUUCUGGUUACCUGGGUGGACGGCUCUGCCACCAGCUAUUCAACGCUGGCCACCAUGUUAAGGCUUUCGUUCGCCAUACAAGCAACCUAUCUUCUCUACCUCCGCCUACUGAUGGCGGAAGCGGCGGCGGAACCUUAGAGCUUGUGUUUGGAGAUGUUACAGAUUAUCAGUCACUCCGUCAAGCCUGCUCCGGUUGCCACGUCAUCUUUCAUGCUGCUGCAGUGGUCGAGCUAUGGUUUCCUGAUCCAUCUAGAUUAUUCUCAGUCAAUGUUGGAGGGUUGAAGAAUGUGUUACAAGCUUAUAAAGAAACGGGAACUAUAGAGAAAAUUGUGUACACAUCGUCGUUUUUUGCCUUGGGAUCAACUGAUGGAUAUGUUGCCGAUGAAACUCAGACUCAUACUGGAAAGUUCUUCUGUAAGGAGUACGAGAAAUCGAAAGCUGUUGCUGAUAAAGUUGCAUUAGAUGCUGCGUCUGAAGGAAUUCCGAUAGUGCCUGUUUAUCCAGGACUCAUAUAUGGUCCUGGAAAGGUCACGGAUGCAAAUAUCGUUGCACGUAUGAUAAUUGAGCGCUUUAGUGGGCGUUUACCUGGUUAUUUUGGGCAAGCAAAUGAAAGGUUCUCUUUUAGUCAUGUUGAUGAUGUGGUUGAGGGGCAUAUUGCAGCUAUGGAGAAAGGCAAACCAGGUGAAAGGUAUCUUCUUACUGGGGAGAAUGCGUCAUUUAAGCAAGUUUGCGACAUAGCUGCCAUGAUUACUCAGACAAGAAGGCCUUCAUUUGGAAUCCCCCUACUUAUUAUUGAAGCCUACGGCUGGAUAUCAGUUCUUUUCUCCAAAUUAACAGGAAACCUUCCUCUAAUCAGUCCUACGAUUGUUUCCGCGGUUAGACAUCAGUGGGCUUACUCUUGUGAGAAGGCAAAAGCAGAGUUGGAUUACAACCCCAGAAGCUUGAAAGAAGGUUAGUCCGAGGUGCUUCCCUGGUUGAAGAGCUUGGGAUUGAUUGACUACUAACAAAUACUAAUAUUUUUCUCGAGAAUUAUAGUGUUCACUAUUGAAUUUGCCGCGCUUUGUGCGGUCACUAAAAUAAAUCAGUGAAUUUUAUAUUAUUUUUGGUUAGCUCCAACACUUGUCAUAUUAUCAGUUGCCCAAAAAAUAAUUUAAAGGCCAAAAAAAAAAGUUAUAUUAAGAUUACAACGAUA